Aaosphaeria arxii CBS 175.79 is the source of this 1185-nucleotide messenger RNA. RefSeq names its product Calycin-like protein. The transcript has 5 exons. The coding region runs from base 285 to 872 and encodes 195 amino acids. NCBI's taxonomy places the organism in Eukaryota, Fungi, Ascomycota, Dothideomycetes, Pleosporales. The record is from RefSeq and is a predicted model, not a curated record.
GAUUUACAGUGUGUAGUGCGUAUUGGGCGAGCAUAACGUGACUCGAAUGAACGAACGUUUACACUAUAUGUUUUGCCGGUAAACCUUGAUGUGCGACGUAACGAUGCCGACUUUGAACGAGAUUGUUUAUAAAGGCCGAUAUCCAUUGUUGACGGUCACUCCACGAUCAAUUGACGAGAUCAUCAACCGGCCUACUACUCUAUAAACUUUCCAAUCUGGGUACUCCCAAAUUAUCCAUCGACAGAAUUGAGAACAUCUUUUUCAACCUCCGCAACUUGAGCAAAAUGCACGCUGUCCUAGGUCUCCUUGCCUCUUUUGGCCUCGCAGCAUCGGCUGCUGUUAUCCCUCGAGCUGAACAAACUGCCGGACGCGAAGUCGUCCCUGCAUACUAUGAUGGACAAUGUUUCUACCCAGUCCCCGAUCCCUCUUUUGUCCUCGAAGAGUAUCUAGGCACGUGGUAUCAAGUCGCUGGAACUCCAUUUGGUGAGACUUCAGGCGCAAAGUGUGUCACUGCCGAGUAUCAAGCCAAUGACGAUGGAACUGUGAAGGUCAUUAACACAGCAACGGCCGGAGGUCGGUCAGUAGGCGCAAAUGGCACCGCAGCUCCUGUUAGCGCGCAAUAUGGCUUUGGUGGAGCUUUUGUGGUCUCGUUCCCGGAAUCUUCCCCUGCUGAAUGCCCCGGGCCCAACUACAUCGUUCAAGAGUACGGCGGUGAUUACGCCAUAGUACAAACCCAGGAAUGGGGAGUUUUGUACAUUUUGAGCCGAGAGCGCCAACCUGGCCAGGAGCAGAUUGAUGCUUGGAUUCAGCGAGCCGUCUGCCUUGGAUCGAACGCGACCGUCAUCUCCAUGUUCGAUCAAGAGGGCUGCUAGUCGUCAUGAAAAUCAUCUGGGAUACUCGGAUCAGAAUACAGAUUUCCUAAUGAUAUAUAAUAUACAUUUCUUGCAGUACGUCGACUCUAAGCAUACCGCUAUCAUUGUGUUCAAACCGAUUAGCCGCCAAUGCGUGUUUAGGUAUGUAGACAUCAGUAUGCCUCGUACUGCAUCUCGUAUCAGAAGUUCAUCAUCAGAUAUCCACCCAUGUUCACUUUCCUAUUCGAGCGUUCGAUCCUUCCAUCCCUCGCACAACACAACUGAAUUAGGCUAACUAUGAGUCAAAGGUCAACUGGCAGUGUCCACCGACGUG